Rotaria sordida is the source of this 789-nucleotide messenger RNA. The record is from the annotation of a GenBank genome assembly. Lineage: Eukaryota; Metazoa; Rotifera; Eurotatoria; Philodinida; Philodinidae.
AUGACAGAUAAUGAUAGUUUGAUGAUUAUCAGUGAUGAUGAACAAGAUAUAAAGAAAUUCGAUGAAGAUGAAUCUCGUUUGUACAUUGAUGAGAAUAUAUUUGAUUCUAUGAAUAAUUCUUCUCAACAAUCAACAAAAUCAACAAAUACAGGCAAUGCUUUUGAACUUGAUUUAAUCUUAAUAGCUAAUAUUAAUCGUUAUCAAACACGAUCAUCUCAGACUAUUCUAACAUCAAAUACAAGUCUUCUAAUUAAACAAAAUCGAUCAACAUUUUGUCAAGCAGAAUAUUUUUCUACAAUAACACAAGAAACAAAUACUGAUCAUAUGAAUGAAGAAGAUGAAGAACGUAUUUUAAAAAAGAUACACUUAUAUUUUUCCUUUUUUUUUCUAAAUAAAUAUUUUCGAAUAAUGGAUGGCGCUGGUGGUAAUCCGAGUGGUGGUGGUGGUGGUGGUGGUGGUUUUGAUCCAUGUGAAUGCAUUAAUAUACUUCAAAUGAAUCAUGAACAUGCUAUGAAUCGUUUGACUAAUCUGCUUCGCAAUGCACAAACAACAUGUACUGAUACUGAAUGUUUUACUGGCCCAUUACCUGGUCAACCGAAUACUGAUGGUGGUAAUACAGGAAUAUCUCAUAUGUAUUUAAUAAUAGCUAUAUGGCUUGCUAUUGCUUUUUUACUUUUCAUAUUUCGUCCACGUACACUUCGAAACAAUCGUGAACAUCCGAACAAACCAAAUAACCAAGAUCCGCAUCAUGACAACCAAGAUCCGCCGGGACCAGAAACUUUUGUUUGA